Molecule: messenger RNA, 1364 nt
Organism: Trichogramma pretiosum
Lineage: Eukaryota; Metazoa; Arthropoda; Insecta; Hymenoptera; Trichogrammatidae
Exons: 3
Coding region: 35-1279 (414 amino acids)
Source: RefSeq, a predicted model, not a curated record
ACACGUCAAAGUUAACCUAUACAAGUUAUUAACUAUGUCGAAGCAUAAAAAGUUGAAACGAAGACAUCGAGAGAGAAGUCAUCGUAGGAAAGGUCAUAAACGUCGUCACCGCAGCAGGGACUCGUCGUCUUCUACGGACUACUCGCCGAGGUACAAACGUAGGAGGUCGUACAGCCCGGGUGAAACGUCGGAUGAAUCGAAAGAGAGAUCAUAUCCUCGUGAAAGUAGAAGCAGGAGCUAUUCUCGAGGCCGCUCGUCGAACAAUUCGAAGAGUACGGGUCACACACCACCACGCUCUCGAGAGCGAUCGCCGGAAAAAGUGGAGCCUGCAAUUACGGAUUCCACGAAAAAGACGACGGACAACAAUUCACCGGCGGCAAAAAAGGAGGUUAGAAUUGCAUCGAGCGUAACGGUCGUCGAAAAUCCGUCGACGGAUGGUAAGGCAGAGCAUAACCCCCAAAGUGGAGCCACAGACACUCCGUUGAAAGAAAAAAUUGUGAACGUGCUCGGCUGUCGCUUGAAGGAGGACAAAGAAUUUUCUCCUGCAGUACACUCACACUUUGUUUCCAUUUGGAAAGACAUCGUACAGCUCGGCCUACCAAAUGAUGACAAAAAAGAGCUCAUCAAAAAAUAUCCGAUACCAAUAAAUUGCGAGUUUCUCGAGACGCCAAAGUUGAAUAAAGAGAUGGAAGUCAAUGUGAACGAGGUCUGCAAGACCCGUGAUAAGCGUAUAGCUGAAAAACAGGACAAGUGCGUUGCAGUAAUCACCAGUCUGUCCAAGGUUUUAUCUCAUAUGAUAUCAAUUGGAGGCAUUGACAAUGACGAAGAUGUACCGCAUAUCGAAGCCGUUAGCGAUGCUAUACGCCUUUGUUUAGACUCAUUUCAUGAAGAGUCAUCAAUACGCCGUAGCCUCGUCAUAUCUCAUAUCAAUGUGAGUUGGAAGGACAUAUUAAUGACAACUGAGGUAGAUGAAUUUUUAUUCGGUAAAGAUCUCACCGAAGUCGCGAAAAAAGCAAGGGCAACGGGUCAAGAAAUGAAAGGCUUGGCGAAGAAAACCUCGGAGAAUAACUCAAAAAACACAAAAACCCCGUCUCGUCCAUUCAACAGGCCGCAGACAGAGACAUAUGCGGGGCCGAGUCAGCGGCAAUCAUCGAGGUCUCAAUCACAAGCUCAGACGCAGAAGAAUCGGAAGCCGUACAGGAGUCGCCGCACCUCGCCGAAGCAGAACUACUCCAGCAACUCGAACAGGAGUCACUCUCGCCACUCGAGGAAGAAUUAAUAAAUAAAAACCAACAAACAACACCCAUUGUGGAAAAAGCUUUCCCUGGUGGUCGGGCUGUUAUCAGCGAAGCAUUUAGGAGGCA